AUGCCGUUUUGGUCCAACCAAAAAAAAAAAAAAAAACCCGUCAGCUCACCCCUCCCCCUUCAAUCUCUCACAAACGCCCAAAGCCUCGAAUUUGACCAUCCUAACCCUAACAAAGCAAAAUCAACAAAGCUUUUCAGCCACCACCAGCCCCCACCACUAUCGGCGGUGACAACCAGCGAUUGCCAUCCUCGCUUCUCGAAGGUAUUCUCUCCUCCUCGCGUCGUCAAGCCGGAGGGUGCCGUCAAUCCCGGACCUAUCCUCGUCGUCAUCGGCAGAAGGUCGUCAAGCCCGGACCUGUCCUCGUCGUCGUCGAGCCCGAGGUCCCGUCGUUGCCGCCGAACGUUUUUGUUGCUCGACGUCGCAAACGUCUACUCAGCCCUGUUCUCCUCGCCGUCGCAAACGUGCUUGUUCUCUUCGCCGUCGUUCCAGUGCCUCCAGAAUUUUCCUUCCUCCAACAACAAGUUCACCUACAACUGCGACAACCACACCUUCAACUUCCUCGUCGAUUAUGGCUUCAUUUACUGUGUUGUUGCGGAUGAAUCUGCUGGAAGGCAGGUUCCUAUUGCGUUUCUGGAGCGAGUGAAGGAUGAUUUUGUUUCCAAAUAUGGUGCCUCCCAUAAGGCCGGUACUAAUGCUGCCGCCAACAGCCUUAACAAGGAGUUUGGGCUGAAAUUGAAGGAGCAUAUGCAGUACUGCAUCGAUCACCCUGAGGAGAUAAGCAAGCUUGCCAAGGUUCAGAAUCAGGUCUCUGAAGUUAAGGGUGUCAUGAUCGAGAAUAUUGAAAAGGUACAUACAGAUGCCUUGCAAGUUGCGAUUUAUCGGCACUGCCCACGCUGGUGUGUUAAUUGGCUUAUGGCGAUAUAGUUGUUACUGCUGAAAUCGAAGAGAUCAAAUUGGUGGAUUAUAGAUGUUGUGUUUCUACAAAGCAUAGAUGCUGUUUAAAAUUUCAAAAAUAAAAAAGACAUGUCAUAACACAGAGUGGAUCAUUAGAAAAUUAACAUAAUACUUAAUCAUCAUAAAUGAGGCUGUUAUAUUAGUUUAGUCAGCAACUUUUUCAAACUUCUCAAACUCAUGCCGUUAUAGGGUUGAUAUUUUAACUAGCUUUGAUUAAGCAUGUCAGAUUUGGAUCCGAGUUAUUAUCAGUUAUAUAUUCUUGUUCUUUUUGGAUUCCAAGUCACUAAAAACGUGAGAAUUUUCUUUCAAUUAGAUGUGCAGUUUUCUUUUCCCCAUAGUAUCUGUUGAUCUAGUUUUGAAACUUUAAUUAAAAUAAAACAGGAAACUUUAGUUGUGCAUGUAGCUUAGCCAAUUAAUUUAGUAAAAAGGAAGCCUUUGGAUGAACAGGGCCAGGGGGAGUAAGGAAAAUUUGGUAUAUUUAAUUUUAUAUAUUGAAUUUUUAUAUAAUUUUAGUGUAUAUUUAAUUAAAUCAGUUUAACUAAGGUUCAACUCCAGUUGGACUAUUGAACUAUUGAAUUGGUCACUUGACUGGUUCAAUAACCGGUUCGAUUCUCACAACUUUGAUUAUUAGAAACUCGUGCUGUCAUAACAAAUAAUAUAGCAUAUUUAAAAAUGAUUAUGCAUUGCAUUAUAACGGUGCUAUAUAUAAAUUGAUAAUAGUAAUACCUCUUUAUUUCAAAAGAAAUACUAUUCCAAUUUCCAAACACAUUACAUUACACACAUAGGGGUAAAAGAGAAGGAUGAUAUAAUUUAGGGUUUACACUUCUUGUGUGCAAGUAAUACUAGUUCCUCGUGUGUUCUGAUCUACAAUUUAAGCA
Molecule: messenger RNA, 1772 nt
Organism: Arachis stenosperma
Lineage: Eukaryota; Viridiplantae; Streptophyta; Magnoliopsida; Fabales; Fabaceae
Exons: 3
Coding region: 1-864 (287 amino acids)
Source: RefSeq, a predicted model, not a curated record